CCUCGCCCGCAACACAGCGCCGGCACGGGCCGGGGCCCGGGCCCUGAGGCCGCUUCCCCACGGCUUCCAGGCGCCCUCGGCGAAACCAGCACCGGCCGGGCCCAGGCCCGACCCGCCCCUUCCACCCCCCGCGGCGGCUCCUCCUCCCCGCCCCGUCCCGUUCCGGCGGAGGCCUGCUCGGCACGGGGAAGGCAUAACCACUUCAGAAGACCCAGAAGGAGCUUGUGGCUGUCACAUGCAAUAGCAGAAGGAUAGGGCCAUCUGUGGAAAAUAAAAAAGAGAAAAAAAUGAAGUAUGUGUUCUUAAUAUUUUUUAUUCAUUUAUUACCACAGUAUGCUGGGAAAUCUUUGAGAAGAGACGGCAGUUACCCCAAAACAUUUGAAGACAUUAAAACCGAGAUAGCUGGCUAUACUGAUAUUGCUAAAGCUAUUAUUGAUCUUGCUGUUCAUGGAAAAGCUCAGAACAGGUCCUAUGAAAGAUUAGCAGUUUUUGCCGAUACCAUAGGACCUAGACUCAGCGGUUCAAAAAAUCUAGAUGCAGCAAUCAAGUAUAUGUUCAGUGCCCUGCAGGAAGAUGGGCUGGAAAAUGUGCAUCUGGAGCCUGUGAAAGUACCACACUGGGAAAGAGGAGAAGAGUUUGCAGUGAUGUUGGAACCAAGGAAUCACAGUAUUGCUAUUUUGGGACUUGGGAGCAGUGUUGCAACUCCUCCAGAAGGAAUUACGGCAGAAGUCAUAGUGGUAGCCUCUUUUGACGAACUGCACAAAAGAGCUCAGGAGGCCAAGGGGAAGAUUGUUGUCUACAACGAACCUUUCAUCAAUUAUGGUGAAACUGUGCGAUACAGAUCACGGGGAGCAGUGGAAGCUGCUAAAGUUGGAGCAGUAGCAUCCCUCAUUAGAUCCAUUGCUUCUUUUUCUAUUCAUAGCCCACAUACUGGGUGGCAGGAUUACCAGCCUGAUGUGCCCCGGAUUCCCACUGCUUGCAUCUCUGUGGAAGAUGCUGAAAUGAUGUCACGGAUGUCUUUCCAGGGCACUAAGAUCGUUGUGCACCUGAAGAUGGGGGCUAAGACCUAUCCAGACUCUCCUUCCUUUAACACUGUGGCAGAGAUAAUUGGAAGCAAGUACCCAGAGCAGAUUGUAUUGGUCAGUGGACAUCUGGACAGCUGGGAUGUUGGGCAGGGAGCUAUGGAUGACGGUGGAGGAGCAUUUAUAUCAUGGGAGGCAUUAUCACUCAUUAAGGAUCUGGGACUUCGACCAAAAAGGACUCUGCGCUUGGUGCUAUGGACGGCAGAAGAGCAAGGAGGAAUAGGUGCUGAGCAAUACUAUCAGUUGCACAAGGAAAAUAUCUCCAACUUCGAUAUCGUCAUGGAGUCUGAUGAGGGCACCUUCAGGCCAUCUGGACUGGGUUUUACUGGCAAUGCUAAAGCUCGGGACAUAGUGAAAGAGAUCAUGACUCUGCUGCAGCCCAUCAAUGUUACGGAUGUUUACGACAACGCAGAUGGAACGGACAUCGAUUACUGGAUGAGAAACGGGGUGCCUGGUGCCAGCUUGCGUGAUGACCUCAGUAAAUACUUCUGGUUUCAUCAUUCUCAAGGGGACACGAUGACAGUUCAGGAUCCAAACCAGAUGAACCUCUGUGCUGCUGUUUGGACUGUUGUCUCCUAUGUAAUUGCUGACAUGGAGGAGAUGCUGCCAAGGUAGUAAAACAGAAAGAAAGAAGAUUUCUGUUUUUCAGUGAAGAUUAUGAGUCCACUAAUAUAUGUUGUCUACAGCCAUGGGAAAUUCUGUUUUUCACCCUGAUUUUGUGCAUUAAUAUGUCUGUUUUCCUCAAAGCACAUGCUCUUUUACACAUUCCUGGGGGUUUUUUUUGCUGUUCUGAUAUCUUCCAUUUGUGAUUUUCACUUAAAAUUUCUUCUUUUAAGUACUUUUUAAAUUUCUGAUGAAGGUAUGAUACCUCUUUGACUAUGAUGUAAUAAUCAUUUGUAUGCAAAGUGAUCCUGUGCAGCAGGAAAAAUGUGCCAAAUAAAAUUGUUGCAUCAGAAUAAUGAAUAUAUGGAGUUACUGUACAUGUUUGUGGGUUUUUCCGUCUUUCACUCUAAGCAUUAGAAUGGUGUACUAUUAAUAAAACAGCCAUUUCUUUUUACUCUCUUAAGAUAA
Molecule: messenger RNA, 2153 nt
Organism: Phalacrocorax carbo (great cormorant)
Lineage: Eukaryota; Metazoa; Chordata; Aves; Suliformes; Phalacrocoracidae
Source: RefSeq, a predicted model, not a curated record